Messenger RNA from Owenia fusiformis, 1365 nucleotides. NCBI's taxonomy places the organism in Eukaryota, Metazoa, Annelida, Polychaeta, Sabellida, Oweniidae. The record is from the annotation of a GenBank genome assembly.
GUCAACGUCAUUUUCCGUUGAUUGUAAAAGGGUCCUUGAACCGUCUUUAGUAACUGAAGGGGCAUCGCCUUUGUCUUUGGAUAUAGGGGCAAACAAUCCACACGCUCGAAACAAUCAAGUUAAAGAGUCUAUGUUCAGAAAGGCAAAGAAUAAGUUCAUCAUGCUGAAGGUUUUGAGGGAACUGGGAGGCAGGGGGAGUACUCCGCGGCCCGACUCAGACGAAGCCUCUAAGAAACGCUCAGCAAGUGGGACUUCCUUCAAACAAGACUCUGGAGAAGAAGAUGACAAAAGUAACAAUGGUGAGGCUGAUAACGAAACCAGUACGGUUGACCAGGCGCAAGAAUGGCGCCCUCAAACAAGAAGUGUGCCAAAAUGCAUCAUUCUCCACUACUCGCCCUUUAAGGCAGUUUGGGAUUGGAUGAUUCUGCUGCUCGUGCUUUACACUGCUGUAUUCACCCCGUACGUCGCCGCCUUCCUCCUCAACGAGGACGAGGCUAGAAUGAAGCUGAAUCAAAACUCAGCCACGAGGCUCCAAAAUGCGAAGACCAAUCAAGCCGAUCCACUUGUCAUCAUCGACCUCAUUGUGGAUGUGAUGUUUAUAGCGGACAUUCUGAUCAACUUUCGUACCACGUAUGUUGCUAAUGGUGAAGUCGAGUCUGACCCUCAGAAAAUUGCAGUAAAUUAUGUGAAAAGCUGGUUUCUCAUUGAUGCCAUUGCAGCUAUUCCAUUUGACCUGUUGCUCUUUGGCUCGGGAACUAGUGACACAAUGACAAUCACGGGUGUCCUAAAGACUGCCCGGUUGCUUCGAUUGUUGAGAGUAGCGAGGAGAGUCGACCAGUAUUCAGAAUACGGAGCCGCUGUCCUGUUGUUACUGAUGGCGAUUUUCACCCUUAUUGCUCACUGGUUGGCGUGUAUAUUCUACGCCAUCGCGUACGUUGAACGCCAGACGUUACAUGCGCCAAUAAGUUGGCUUGAUGCUUUAGCAAGGGACACAAACAACCCAUAUCUUCCCAACGAUACAAGUAGUGGGCCUCCAUUAAAGACUAAGUAUAUCACUGCGUUGUACUUUACAUUUACAAGUUUGACGUCCAUAGGAUUUGGGAACAUCUGUCCAAAUACCAACGCUGAGAAGGUCUUCGGAAUAUUCGCUAUGUUAUUAGGAUCAUUAAUGAGUGCCGCCAUCUUCGGGAACGUAUCCUCCAUAAUGUUGCGUUUAUACCAAGGGACAGAAGAAUAUCAUGAGAGGCAAACCAGUAUUAAGGAGUUCAUAAACUUCCAUCACAUCCCUAAAACAUUGGCCGCGAGGCUUGUUGAAUCACAUCAGCAUAGCUGGUCGUAUACAAAUGGCAUCGAUAUGAAUGGAGU